This is a messenger RNA of Drosophila albomicans, 861 nucleotides long. RefSeq lists its product as uncharacterized. The record is from RefSeq and is a predicted model, not a curated record. Lineage: Eukaryota; Metazoa; Arthropoda; Insecta; Diptera; Drosophilidae. The transcript is spliced from 3 exons. Bases 279 to 851 code for a protein of 190 amino acids.
UGUACACAUUAGAAUCUCUCCCUUUUUAUAUCCUAUGCCCUACGCCUCUGUGUCAGCCUCCGUUGAACUCCGAUAAACAGUCUUCUCCCAUUCACACAUUCUCUCGGUUCUCGCUGAAGUUCCUUCAAAUUCAAAUUCUUUGCCGCACUCAGUCUUCUGUUUGCAUCGCUGCUGUUUGGAUCGUCCGCUGGAACAUUGUUUACUCGAGAUCGGCACUGCUUGACUUUGUUUAUUUGAAAUUCGAAUUGGUUUCCACCAAAUACAUACACACCAUCAUCAUGCGUUCUCGCCAUACAUGGAAUAACAAGCGGGUGUCGUUCAUGCUCUGCGCUGUCCUCGUGCUCUAUGUCUUUGUGUUCUCGGGAAGCUAUCGCAAGUAUCAAAUAGACGCUGUUAUCGGCAAUACGAAACCGGAAACGGUUUGGGAAUAUGUUGCGGACUUUAACAAAAUGCGCCUACUAAAUCCCACAAUCCUGAAUUUCAAGAUUCUAGCUGAUCACGGACAUGCUCAUGAUUGGCGAUAUACGGUGGAGUAUACGGAACGAUUGUCUCAUUGGCCGCACUGGCUGAACACGGCAACAGCCAAGUACGUGGUGACCAAGACGAUGCCAGGUGUAACGCCCCAAGAAUGGGCAAUUGAAUCGAGUCAUGAAACUUGCUUCUUCAACGGUUUCUAUUGCUUGCAUUCGCAUAGCGACUUCCGUUUCAGUGCUCGCGGUGAUGAUACCUACGCCAAUGAGAAGAUCGAGUAUCAGUGUCCACCGCUUCUGGGCAGCGCCUGUCGACGGGAGCUCGAGUAUCAGCGACGUGCCGUCAUGUACAAUUUGACGCACAUUCUGAAGCGUACAUAAUAAAAAUAGC